Messenger RNA from Nyctereutes procyonoides (raccoon dog), 7127 nucleotides. RefSeq names its product caspase 10 (gene CASP10). The record is from RefSeq and is a predicted model, not a curated record. Gene Ontology annotation, biological process: negative regulation of extrinsic apoptotic signaling pathway via death domain receptors; proteolysis. Bases 188 to 1630 code for a protein of 480 amino acids. Gene Ontology annotation, molecular function: protein binding. The transcript has 8 exons. Lineage: Eukaryota; Metazoa; Chordata; Mammalia; Carnivora; Canidae.
CAGAAGGUCCAGUUUUUGCUCGCUGAAGCAGAAAAGUCUUGAGUUCUCUUCCCGCGUAAAUGGGAGCUUCCCUGGAACUUGGAUUACGCAGAGGAUUCUAAUUUCUUCAAAACUUUGUUUUCAGGUAGUUUCCCCCAGGAACCAUUUGCCUCCAGAGGAUCAACGGAAUUUGAUCUGAAGGCUGGCCAUGACAACUCAAGCUCAAAGUUUGACUUUCCGUUCUGAUGAUAAUUGUCAGUCGAGCUUCCGUGGGAAGCUUCUGACUAUUGAUUCAAAACUGGAGAUCCAAGAUGUGGAGGGCUUGAAGUUUCUCUGCCGAGACUUCGUCUCCCACAAGAAGCUGGAGAGGUCCAACUCAGCCUCAGAUAUUUUUGAUCAUCUGUUGGCCGAGGAGCUGCUGAGUGAGGAGGACCCCUUCUUCCUAGCGGAACUCCUCUAUAUAAUCAAGCAAAAUUCGCUGCUGCGGUACCUCAAUCAAAGCAAAGAGCAAGUGGAGAGUUUGCUGCCAACUCGAAGGAGGGUCUCUCUGUUCAGAAACCUGCUCUAUGAACUGUCAGAAAGCAUUGGCUCAGAGAACUUAAAGGACAUGAUCUUCCUUCAGAGGGAUUCGAUGCCCAAAACCCAACUGACCCCUCUAAGUUUCCUGGCAUAUUUGGAGAAACAAGCUCUAAUAGAUGAGGAUAAUCUGGGGUUACUGGAGGAUCUCUGUAGAAAAGUUGUACCUAACCUUAUAAGAAAGAUUGAAAGAUACAAAAGAGAGAAAGCCUCCGAGGUAGCAACACCUCCUGUAGACACGGAAACGGAGUCAUUGCAUCAAAAAGAGGAAGAACUAUUUUCCCCUUCAGACAUUAAUCAGUUCCAUGGAGCCUUAUCGGAGGCAAAUGUGUACAGGAUGGAUCGGAAACACAGAGGCCAUUGUGUUAUUGUCAAUAACCAUACAUUUGCCAAAAUGCCAGAUAGACCGGGGACUGAUAAAGAUGCUGAGUGCUUGAGCCGUGUGUUUCAGUGGCUUGGGUUCAGUGUACAUACAUAUAAAAAUGUGACAAAAGGACAUCUGGACGAGGUUCUGCAGGAAUUUAAGUGUCAUCCAGACCAUGUUGAUGGAGAUUGCUUUGUAUUUUGUGUUUUGACCCAUGGGAAAUUUGGAGCUGUCUACUCUUCAGAUGGGACCCUUGUUCCCAUUCGGGAGAUCAUGUCUCAUUUCACAGCUCAGAAAUGCCCUGGUCUGGCUCAUAAACCCAAACUCUUUUUUAUCCAGGCCUGUCAAGGUAAAGAGAUACAAACUCCUGUAUCCAUUGAAGCAGAUGCUGUAAAUCCUGAGCAUGUAUCCUCUUCCCUUAAGGAUAGUAUUCCCGAUGAUGCAGAUUUCCUUCUUGGCCUGGCCACUGUCCCUGGCUAUGUAUCCUUUCGGCAUGUGGAGAAAGGCAGCUGGUAUAUUCAGUCUCUGUGUAAUCGUCUGAAGAGCUUGGUCCCAAGACAUGAAGAUAUCUUAUCCAUCCUCACUGCCGUCAACAAUGAUGUGAGUCAACAAGCAGACAAACAAGGAACGAUGAAACAAAUGCCCCAACCUGCGUACACACUACGGAAGAAACUAGUAUUCCCUGUGCCACAGAAAGAACUUUUAUUGUAGUAGGCAGUUUGACUCUUUGACUUGAAAGGAAGCUUGGUUCAUCAUUCCAUUCUCCCGCCCGUCAUAGGAAUCAGAGAUAGAUGGGGAGCUGGCCUCUGUCUGUCCUCCUAACAAUAGGAAAUUCCCUAUUUACUGACACAGGAAAUUCUUUUUCUUUCUUCUUUUUGACAAGUCUGAAUGUUAGAACACUAUCUUUAUUGAAGCCUUGGACUAUCGUCUUAGCUGGAGUUGUGUACCCUGAGAAAUGCAACUGGUCUUGGUUUGUGCAUCCCUGAAGUAAAGGGUGGAAGCAGGUACAUUUUAAGAUUAAUUUGAGCUCUAAGAACCACUGUUUUUAGCCUCAACUGGGCUUCAAUUUCUUUUCUACAUGAACACCCCUUGUUGUCAUUCUGUGUCUCCUCUGCACGACUUUGUUUUGGACAUUGGAUGAUGAUAGACAUCAUGCUUGGUUCAUUGACCUCUGCUCUCCCCUUCCUAAGGCUUCUCUUCUGCACAUCUGCUUAGGUGAGAAUUUGCUCUAUAUGACACGCACUUACCACUUGAGUGUAAGGGAGAUAUUCCUGCAGGAACUGUUUCUCUUGGGCCGAGAGCAUCCUUGCUCUAGGAUGACUGUAUGAAAAGAGACGCACUGAGCCACUAUGGGAGCAGAGACUUUACCACCUGAGGUUAAAUCCUGUGUCGGUCAGAACCUUUCAGAUGCCGAAGACGGAACACCCACGUCAAACCAACUAAAGCAGAGGAGGGAAUAUCUUGUUUCCUUCAUCUGAAAAGGAAACACAGAUGGGUAGUGCUGGCUGCACAUGAGGCUCGAAUCAGGAUUCAGUCUGCACCGUAUAGCACGUCUCUCUUGGCCAAGAGUUCUCUUGGUGGUUGCACUGUGCUGACAAUGGUCAACAGCCCCUGCUUGUUGCCCUAACACACUUGCUCCUCUGGCCCAAAGGAUUGAGGAGAGAGGCAGCCAGAGAGUCUGAAGCUGUUCACCGGGAAUGUUGUUCAGUCCUUAAUCAGACGGUUGUUGGGCUGUGCCUUAGAGGGUGUGGUUCGAUAUGGAAGCCUUGAUACUUUUUACAUUAAGGUUUUGAAUAUCUUUAUUUAUGUGAACUUACUAUUUUUUUCAAUUUCAAGAGGAAUUUUUUUCAGUUCCUGAAAGAGGGAGGUUGAAAGUCCUGAACUUAAAGCCUUAAUUUACAGAUGCAGAAUUUUUUUUUUUUUUUGAAAACAGGGAACUUUAGUAUAAAUAAGAGGUCCUGGGGGACAAGGAGGGUCCUGAGGGGCUUCCAUAAUUUAACACUCUUCAAAUGCACAAAAAACAGCAGGGGCAGGGUGGGGGCCAGGGCGGGGAUGGACCACCCCCACCCUGCCCACAGGAUGAGGGGCACAUUGCAGAGCUUGUGGGUGGGGAGCUUUUCCCCCAGGAGUGACCAGUCACAUGCUGGGGACAGAGAAGAGGUGAACACUGAUGUUUCAGAGGAAGGGGUCAUUGUAUUUGGCAGUGGGUGGGGACAAGGCUGAGGCCACAUGGGCCACUACAUUCCCCCGAGUGUCUGGGCCAGUCUGGAGGCAAACUGAUUUGCUGCAGUCCUCCAGACAGUUAUUGUUUACAGGAUUUUAUUUCCCACUUGAGUAAACUGGAAUGUCAGAGGAUAUAAAAGGGGUUUAGGAACAUUUCCUUGUAUCUGCUGAUGCUCGUGAAAGAUCUAGGGAAUGAAGAAAAAUAACUCUCAGUGAUGCCUGAUUUUGUAAUUAUUAAUGUGCAAGUUAAAUUAAUUUAUGGUAUAUUUGCUAUGAGAAAUAUUCAGAAGUUGUUUUUUUUUUUGUUUUUUUGUUUUUUUUUUAAAUAUAGUAGUUACAUGGAAUUGAAUGUAGUUUGACCGAGGAGAGGAGUCUAAUAUAUGUCAGGGUGAUCUUCCAAAACCAUUGUUUAUACAAAUCAAAGCUAACAGCUCAUGAUUACAGUCUUUGCCCAAUUAAAUAUCACAGAUCACCUUUGGCCAUUUCAUAGUGCUUCUCUGCAAGUGAAGGAUGACGUAGUAUAAAGCAAAGAGCAAAGAAUCUGGAGGUAGAGGCCUAGGGUUUCCUUUUUGCCUGUGACUCCCUUACUCUGAGACAUUAAAGCAAGAAGGUUGUUUCUUGAGCCUAUCUAUAAAGUAGGAAAAUAUUACCUAUUUAAGGUAAGGAUUUAAGGGAAUGUAAGAUAUAUAUCAUAAUGUAAUACACUUUUAGGUGGCAGAUGCCUCUGGCAGUAACCAAAAUGGAAAUUGUAGAGUUUGAGUUCCUUUGCAUCUAAUUCCAGCUGAAUUUUGGCCACAAAUCAAUCCUAGAAAUUCCCACUGAUGUCCUGUGAGUGAAAGGCUGCUGCUUCCCUGACUGAUCCACAGUGUUCCCAGCAGCAGCAGGCUGGCUCUUGGCUCUAAAUCCUGCUGGACAAAACAUUGCUAAGGAACCCUCCUUCAUCAGCAGCAUUUGGGGUUUGAUGUUUAAGUCCUGGUCCUGUGGUCUGUUUCACACUUCUGUUGUACGGGAAUUUGGUGCUUGUGCAAGGGUAAAUUCUAGAAUCAGGGAACUUGCCACGAGCUUUCUUUUCAGGGUUCUCCGACAAGCACUUUAAGAGUCACUGGACAUUGAUGACUAUAAGUCAUGGGCCUGGGCAGACACCAGGAGUACACCCAGCAUUCAGUCAUUUCUCUUAAAUGAAGUGUGUAAAUGUGUGUCCCGUGUGUGUGUGUGUGUGUGUGUGUGUGUAUGAAAAUUUUGAGUGAAACACAGGAGGUGGUUUGAUCACAGCUAUUUGGCGGGUGGCUACAGCCAUUGUCUGUCCAGACAUUUAUGAAAGAAAUGUGUGGGCUGAGUGAGGUUUCUAUAUAUUUUUCCUAGUUUUGCUCAACCUACAAGAGCUGUAGUUAAUUGUUUCUUUUCUGUUUUUUUUUUUUUUUUCCCCUCAAAAGUUUGGUUUCUGCCAAACAAAAUGAGGGCAUGGAAAUUUUUUAAAGCAUACUGUGCAAAUGUUAGCAGUUAUGGUGAUAUUACUGGUGGCGAUUAUUAUUAGACAUAAUAGUUACCACAGAUUCUAUUGGCCUCUGCCGCAAGGCCUUACCACGCUAGUGGGCAGUUUUGAUAUUACCAGGGUUCCUCUUAGAGCCAGUGCUCAGGUAAUGCAAACAUACAAGCAGCUGGCACAAUGUGGUUGCUGAUCAAUCAGAAUGGAGUGCUACUGAACUGCAGCCCUUUAUCAAUGAUCACAGGUCUCCACAGAGGUAGACCAAAAGAGAAGUUUACCUCAUUUUGUAGAUGACUUUUGAGCCAGAAUUGUGUCAUAACAUCUUCCAGGUCAGAUACUCUGAGUGAUUUAGUCAAGUCAACUCAAGUUGAUUUAGUCAACUCUUAACCUAGAGUUCUUGGGUCCUUGGAUACUUAUGGAUUUAUUCUCAGGGUCUGUGAGUCCUCCACCUGUAGUCUGAAAUGCUUUAGUUCUUUUUUAGUGAUAAUCUUAAACAUUCAUAGAGGUGGGCCCUCGCUCGUCUGCAUGAUCAGUUCAUAUUUGAGUACUGCCAAACAACUAUUGUGCUCCUAUCCUGGUGCCCACAAGAAGGGAUGAACUUUUUUUUUUAAAGAUUUUAUUUAUUUAUUCAUGAGAGACACACAGAGACAUAGGCAGAGGGAGAAUCAGGCUCCCUGCGGGGAGCCCAAUGUGGGACUCCAUCCCAGGAUCCUGGGAUCACGAUCUGAGCUGAAGGCAGACGGUCAACUACUGAGCCACCCAGGUGCUCCAAGAAGUGAUGACCUUUAUAUUGAACUUUUUAAUGUAGCAUGGAUUAGGGUUCAUGGCCUGAGGUCCUCAGAUCUGUUGUCAGGUACCAGUGGUUAAUCUAUUUGAAACUUGUUUCAGUCCAUCCUCUUAAGCCAUGACAGACUUCUAGUCCACCAUCACUCAAUCCUUGCUUAACUCGCCAUGGAGGGAACUCACACUCGCCAAAGGUCAUGGAUUUGGAGCUUGGAAGAACCCUAGAGAACCCAUGAUCCAGCCUUCAUAAUGUCAGCUGGCUCACUAAAGUUCAAUAGCUGUUAGUGGAGGAUUUGCAAUCCUGUAUAUCUCCUGCUUUGCAGUCUUGGCCACCUGGUUUCACUGUGAGACAGCUUUAAUUGUCCCUUUCCCUGUUGUGAUUUGAACCUGCUUAGCUCUUACUGAAACCCAUCGCCCCUCAUUCUGAACUCUGGAGCCAUACGAAACAAUUGUAGCUGUCGUCCAGGGAAGCACCUGUUGCCUGUGACAAGUUAUUUAACUUUCUUUCUGGUAGGGUCUGGCUUUCCUCAGAAGCCUGCAGUUUGCUUUUAACUAUGUGUUAAGAAUAUCACAUUUGUGGUAGCACUAAUUUGUAUCUUUAAACAGCAGCUAAAUUUCUGAAAAUGGAACCCUUUUUAAAAAGUACUAGGGGAGGGCAGCCCAGGUGGCUCAUCAGUUUAGCGCUGCCUUCAGCCCAGGGUGUGAUCCUGGAGACCCGGGAUCGAGUCCCAUGUCAGGCUCCCUGCAUGGAGCCUGCUUGUGUCUCUGCUUCUCUCUCUUUCUCUCUCUCUGUGUGUCUCUCAUGAAUAAAUAAAUAAAAUCUUUAAAAAAAGUACCAGGGAAAUUCCUUGUUUAAAGACUGAUUUGCCUAUGUAAACAACCAUUUUUUAAAAAAAGAUUUUAUUUAUUUAUUCAUGAGAGAGAGAGGCAAAGAAACAGGCAGAGGGAGAAGCAGACUCCCUGUGGGGAACCCGAUGUGGGACUCGAUCCCAGGACCCAGCAUCACGACCUGAGUCAAAGGCAGACGCUUAACUGCUGAGCCACCCAGGCGUCCGUAAACAACUAUUUUGUGAUGUAAGUUUUGCAUAUAUGAAGUUUUAAAAGAGGAUUUUUCUAUUACAAAUUUUAAAUUGUAUGAAUUUUUACUUUUUAACACUAUUUUUGUACAGGUAAUCUCUUUACAUUGCUCAAAGAGAAGAAAAUACAAAAAGGUAUUCAGAUCUUGCCUGCAUUUCUGUCCAUCAAAUGCUCAGUCGUCCCACCUCCGCACCCCAGAGAUAAUUUCAGAAUCUUUUUUUUUUUUAAAGAUUUUAUUUAUUUUUUCAUGAGAGACAGAGAGAGAGGCAGAGUCAUAGGUAGAGGGAGAAGGAGGCUCCUUGCAGGGAGCCUGAUGUGGGACUCAAUCCCAGGACCUGGGAUCAUGGCCUGAGCCAAAGGCAAACCGCUCAACCACUGAUGCCUUGGGGCAUCCCAGGUGCCCCAAGGAUUUCUUAAUACAAAUGCAAAUACAGCAAAUACAAAUUUAUAUGUGUUUUAAAGUAAGUGUUUCUUGAAACAAAGCAUGUACAUGUGAAACUUGUGUGUCUCAUUUGGUCUCAUUUUAAAUGAUUCUGGAAGAUGCCUGAAAAUUCCUGAGAAUAACUUUAUGAGCUUUGUGGACUGGGUAGUUGUAAAUAAUAGUAAUUGACCAAUAAAGGGAUUUUUUUUUCCUUUUGA